Messenger RNA from Neltuma alba, 1261 nucleotides. RefSeq lists its product as uncharacterized. Lineage: Eukaryota; Viridiplantae; Streptophyta; Magnoliopsida; Fabales; Fabaceae. Gene Ontology annotation, cellular component: cytosol. The coding region runs from base 211 to 1020 and encodes 269 amino acids. The record is from RefSeq and is a predicted model, not a curated record. The transcript is spliced from 8 exons.
AUUUUGUAGACGAAGGGGGAAAGCCAGGUCCCAAUCUAACAUCAUCAGAUUCAUCACUUCAUGCUUCUCAGUGGUUGGAUUUCCGAAUUCACAUGGCAACAAUUUUGUAGACGACAGCAUCACUUGGACAACAGUAACGAGUGGAGCCUGUAGCAGGCUCGCAUUUUCUUCCCUCUUCAACAGAAAUCCAGAAAAACUUUCAGAUUGAAGAUGUCCCUGCCUGAACAAAAUCCAUCUACUCACCAGAAGAAGGUCGUUGUAGCUAAUAAACAUGGUGAAAAGCUAAUGGGCAUAUUGCAUGAAUCUGGAACUACGGACAUUGUAAUCUUGUGCCACGGAUUUCGAUCAUCAAAAGAAACUGAGGCCAUAGCAAACCUUGCUGCUGCAUUGGAAAAUGCAGGAAUCAGUUCUUUCCGCUUUGACUUUGCUGGAAAUGGGGAAAGUGAAGGUUCAUUUCAGUAUGGAAACUAUUGGGGGGAAGUUGAAGAUUUACAUGCUGUAGCUCAACACUUCUGUGGGGAAAAGCGAGCUGUCAAGGCAAUUGUUGGGCAUAGUAAAGGAGGUGGUGUGGUGCUUCUGUAUGCUUCAAGAUAUCGUGACAUCAAAACAGUUGUCAACCUCUCUGGUCGCUAUGAUCUGAAGACAGGUGUUGAAGAACGCCUAGGAAAAGAUUUUAUGGAAAGAGUCAAGAAGGAUGGAUUCAUUGAUGUGCACAAGUCAGGAAGCUUUCUUUUUCGUGUGACUGAGCAAAGUUUGAUGGAUCGGCUGAAUACAAAUAUGCAUGAAGCAUGUCUCCAGAUUGACAAGGGAUGCAGGGUGCUUACAGUUCAUGGUUCUGCUGAUGAUAUUGUGGGUGUUGAGAGUGCACACGAGUUUGCCAAGAUUAUACCUAACCAUAAGUUACAUAUCAUAGAAGGAGCUGAUCAUCCAUUCACACAGCAUCAAGAUGAACUAGCCUCUGUUGUUGUCAACUUCAUUAAGGAAUCCUUUGACCAGGACAAGGCUCCUACUAGCACAUGAACUUCUUCAUUUGUGUUACCAUCUCUCUUUUUAAUGAUAGAAUGGUACGAUAUUGAGCUAGCUUCUCUUGCUUCAGUGUGUGGAAUAACAGGGAGUAAUGGCCAAUAAUCUAUAUUUUAUAACAAGUAGAUGCUCAUACGCAUUGUCUUUCCCUCUAUUCUUAUUGAGGCAUGAUACUAAUUCAAUAAUAUAUCCUAUCUGUUUGAUCUAUAAAUGAAUCAACAAAAUCUUUUUAUUUGAA